CUAUUACAUAUGCUGUUUUGAUUUAACGCCUCCCCGGUGUCUAUAAUGUGUAACGUAAAUCUCUAAAUCUGGGUGUAUACAACUUCUAUCAGACCGGUAUGUAGGUAUAUGUGUGCAGGGGAACCCAAAAGCUCAGACUUGCCUUUUUGAAAGCUUCAUCGCCCGACCUCUCGUGGCCACAGCACCUCCUCAGGACCACCAUCAUCCAGAACAGAUACUACAGACAACCACAUAUGCAAUCAUCCCACUGACCGACUCAUCGCUCCGUGCCUCCAACCUCGUGUAUACGAAGAACCAGUCCCUUCUAUCAUCGCCGGGUCCUCUCGCUCCGAAUGAAUCGGUGCAGAGAGGGGGAGAUGAUAGAGGGCGGUUUGCAAUCGCAUGUGAGGUGGAUUGAAUGCCAAUUCGGGGAUGAUGGGCUUGUAACGUGGGAUGUACAUUGGCUAGAACAUAAUGGAUGAUGGGGAAGAGAAGGCCUGCGGUAGGAGAGGAAGGAUCUCAGAAGUAUCUGAUUCCAUGUUUUGUCAUCAUAGCUGGUGGGUUGUUAUAGGUCAUGGGUAAGAGGUGAAACAAGCCCCCUGAUGAUAGAAAAGAGGGAAAGGGAAGUGAAGAAGAGUCCAUCGGACGUGAUUGAUUCAGCUGAGAGCAUCCGUCCCUUUAACUUUACUCUUCUCCAUUUUGGCGGUCCUGGACCCAAACUGGAUCGCGCGUUUCUUUUCGCGAGCUACCUGCUUCAUUCCCAGCAUGAGCGCCACCAGACGAAGCGCCUUCUUCUCCGAGUCAAGCCCGGAUUCUAGCGAUGUGUCCUCUGCGCUUUCUUUUACCGAGCCAGGAACCCCGAAUCCGCACUUCUCCCAGACAGGAGCUUGCGACACGUACGCCACGAAUUCCUCGUCCAAGAAUGGGAAUCGUGCUUCGCGGCCCCAGUGGGCAAUAACACGGUUGUCACGGCCGAGAUUUCGCUUACCUAGACGACUCACAUCCAGGUGGAUCUCCUCAAUGAGUCCUUCAAACCCAUUUCGCGCAAACGCCAUCCCGUGCCGUGCAUAUCCCGCAAAAAGCUCGUCGGCUCCAAGACCAGAGAGUAGCACACGCGCGGGCGUCGUAUACGGGACGGGUUCGGAGUGGGUUGGUCGACUGUCAACUGCUAAUCCUUGUCCACGCGACGCGAAAUACAACGCACAUGCAAUAGACAAAUCCAUCUCUGUGUUGUGAGGCCUCAUCAGCCGUUUCACUGUGUCACGAUGUGCAACCGUCUCCACGUAGGGAAUGUCAAUCGCCACAAACCGCCAGUUGCGAUCGGGACAGAUCUCUUGUAGCUCUGCAAACGCUCCUCGGCCGGUGAUGCGGUCGGGGCAAUUUUCGUACACCGAGACUGCCUUUGCUUCUUUGCCGGCAGCGGCAGCGACCCGGGGGUUCUCGAAUGCAACGUUCAGUAAAUCAAUGGUCUCAUCGUGUGGUAGGAGCUCAUUUGCAAUUCUAGCAAGCAGAGUGCAGUCGAGACCUCCGGAAAACAGAACAGCAACUUUAACAUUGUUUUCUGCCGUAGCUCCAGGAGGCGCUCUGACAUUCUGGAUUCUUAAAGCGAGAGAUUGGCGGAGCUUCUGUUCAAGAUUGCUGACAGAAGGAGACUCAACACUUAGCUGAGGGGGAACCCCAUCUGGGGUAGACAUAUUCAUGGGGGGGAUUGGGUUCCUCUGUUGUCAUGUGAGCAUGUUAAGAAAAGCCAGGCGUUGUUGAACUUAUUACCAGAUGAUGCCCCGUGGACGAGUCGCUAUUGUCCCAGGGUAUUGUUUGAAUGCUUUCAGCUUUGAAAGUAACAUUAGUGCCGGUGCUGGCUUCAGGGACACAUUGGAAAACAUUUUGGGUCAAAUCAAUCAUAUGCAUUCCGUCCGUGAGAACUUCCUCGAAAUGAGUUGUGGACGUCCCAUCGCAAAGACUGCAAAUCUUGAGAGAGCCUGUCUUGUCACAGCCCUGGAGCAAAGAGCGUCUUCCCAGGCAGUCUCUGCUGAAGAAUAGCCUAGAGUUGACUGCAUCAUAGAAUACAAAAGCAAAAGGCCCUGAAAUACUACCGAGGACAUCUGCAACAUUCUGCACGGUAUCACUCGGCGUGGUCGCCUCGGUAGAAGGUUGUGUAGCCUCCAGUAAGAGAUUGAAAAUUACCUCCGUAUCAUUGCCCUGGAUUGGAUUGCCUGCAAUCUUCCAGGCGUCCCCAUUCCAGCAAAGCACGGACUGGGUGGCGGUGUCGAUGAGAGGCUGGGACACGACAUGGUCGCCUCUCAUGGACAGAACGGUGGAGACGAACGUGAGGCAGAGAGAGACCCUUGCAUCGGCCUGAUCGGCGUGCGCAUCAUACUGGAAUGUGUGGGCUUGAAAGCUGUCCGGACCUCGGUUGCGCAAUAAACAACAAGUCUCCUCAUUGGGGGAUACCGAUCCAGCUUGACUCAAGGAGAAGAAGAUCCCACACAUGAUCCCCAGCCCUUCGGUUGCCGAAUAUGACCAGUUGGGGACAAAUGCGACGCGACAGAAGGAAGAAACAGAAAGAGGGAGACAGAGGGGGGGGAGACGGAGAUGGAGACGGAUGUCGGCAGAACGAUGAUCCCGGUAAGGCUGUCAUACUCGCUCUUCCCUCCACCUCCGGAGGAAUAUUAUCGCUCAACACCACCUGUUCCCUACUUCCUGGCUGAAUCGCAUUUAUUGUUUCGCCAGAGACGCUCGUUGCAAAGCUUGUGACGGUUUAACAUCUAUCCUUUCCGCUGGAUGGUUCCUCUCACCAUGCUCCGUGUUCUCAACUGAAUUAGCCUUUCGUCCAGCGUAUCCUUGUGUUUUCUUUCAUAAUUCGAUCUUGGUGACGUGCAUGCGGGGAUAGCUUAUGUCUGCGACAGGAACAUCGGAUACCCCAGCUUCCGGUGGUCAAGGGGACAUUCAACCGACUCCUUAUAAUGAGGGAAAUCAACCGACUCCGCAGGUGACCUCGAACGGCAUCGAAUCGACGGCCCAGUCGCAGAACAGCCCGCCAGAAACGCCCAAAGGCCAUCAGGAUAUACAGGAAGGCAGUAUGGAGACACAAACACAUGAUGGAUCACAGGAAACCGUUACAGAACCCCGUGGUGGGGGACCGGCACCUGCCGAUGUCGAUCCUACAGACUCAACAUCCAACCCAGAGCCACUUUCGGGGAGGAUGAAGGGACUCUCCAUAUCCACCGAUACAUCGUCCCGGGCCUCGUCAUCCGGGACCGACAAGCCCCCUCCGCCACCGGAGAAAGAUGACGCCUACCGUGCACCCAAACCUCAGUCUACGCUGCCUCCCCCGUCGCCAACAAAGCUACCCUCUGAGUUGACGGAGAAAGAACUGCCGGAUGUCCCGGGAGGACAAGAGCAGGCGGAGAAGGCUAUCAAGAAUGAAGUAGGUUCACGAGAGGACGACUCCCAGCCGGAGAUCCAAAACAUCAUGGGACAGUUUCAAGACUCCGCGGACGGCGGAGAUCAGGAACAGAUAAUGUCGCCUCGGUUGGAACUAGCCGAGCAGUUCCUGAGCGGACAAAGCUACUUUCCUCAGCGACAGUCAAGUUUGGAUCAAGCGGUAGCAGCUGGCGAGGGUACUACUGCACAAAGCCCCAGACCUACGGCUGAGACUGCUUCGCACGAGAAACCGCCCGCGCCGGUUCCUAGAAACCUGCACAGGACCUCAAUUAUGGAGCAAACGGUAUCGUCUCGACGCUCAUCCACUUCGACUAUUCCUCCACCACCUGAACCCGAGCCCGACCAACCGUUCGACUUCCAUAGAUUCUUGGAGCAGCUGCGACAUCGUACGGCGGACCCGGUGGCCAAGUUUCUUCGCUCGUUUCUCCAUGAGUUUGGGAAAAGGCAGUGGAUGGUUCACGAGCAGGUCAAGAUUAUCAGCGACUUUCUGGCAUUCAUCACGAAUAAGAUGGCCAUGUGUGAUGUCUGGCGUGAUGUGUCGGACAGUGAGUUCGACAACGCCAAGGAAGGAAUGGAGAAGCUCGUGAUGAACCGACUUUAUUUCCAGACAUUUUCCCCGACUAUACCUGCGCCGCCAUCUAUUCCCAGGAGUGCGAGUAGAAGCAAGCGAAGAGAGCUGGAGCGGCUUCACGGGCCAUGGCGCCGUGGUCAGCACCAGGAAGACAUCGAGCGGGAUGAAGUGUUGGCUCAAAAGAUGCGGAUCUACCGUUGGGUGAAGGAAGAGCAUCUUGACAUAGCCCCUGUGGGCAAUCAGGGCGCUCGGUUCUUGAACCUUGCUCAACAAGAACUUUCCAAGAUCAAUGGCUACCGCGCGCCUCGGGACAAGGUUAUCUGCAUUCUAAAUUGCUGCAAGGUUAUCUUCGGUCUCCUCAAAAAUACGAAAAAGGCCGACACAUCCGCCGAUUCCUUCAUACCUCUCUUGAUCUACGUUGUGCUACAGGCUAACCCUGAGCAUCUGGUUUCUAAUAUCCAAUAUAUCCUUCGCUUCCGGAACCAGGAUAAGCUUUCGGGAGAGGCCGGAUAUUAUCUGUCCUCACUGUCUGGGGCCAUUCAAUUCAUCGAAACGCUGGAUCGGACCAGCUUGACGGUUAGUGACGAAGACUUCGAGCGCAACGUCGAAGCGGCCGUGUCCGCCAUUGCCGAGCAGAAUCGCAAAACAGAAUCCGUCGAUCAGAAGAGCUCCGAACGACCAGCCGAGGGUUCGCAGUCGGCAUCGGCGCGAACUUCGACAGACACCCAACGAGGACGACGGGAGGCGGCACAGUCUAGCGACGAGGAUACAGCACCGGUGGCCGGAAUCUUGCGCACGAUUCAGAAACCGCUGUCGACCAUUGGGAGGAUCUUCUCCGACGAGCCCGACUCGCCGGUGGAACCACCAACGCAACCCGCGACCACUCCGCAACCGGGAGCGAGGCUGAACCCAAAUGUGUAUCAGCCUCCGCGUAGCAGCGGCGAAGAACGACGUUCAAGCGAGCGACGAUCGAGUGAGCGACCGCGCCGGGUCAUGGACGCUCAAGAUGCCGCCGCCCGACAGGCCAGCGCCGAGGACGCGGAAGCGCGGAGAAUUCAACGGGCGGAGCAUACCAACGUAGUGGAGACCUUGUCCAAUAUGUUUCCGAAUCUUGAUCGCGACGUGAUCGAUGACGUUGUCAAGAUCAAGGAGGGUCGGUGAGUUUGUCGCCUUAAUCGACCGUGACGUGAACCAUUACUAACAAUAAUGUAUACAGGGUUGGGUUAGCAGUGGACGCAUGUCUUGCUCUGAGCGCCGAGUAGAUCUCGGCGAUUGAUGAUUUCGGUGACUAGGAUGAGAUGCGAAGUCUGGGACGUUGCAUUAAUGGUAGUCGUAUGGUUAGCUUAGUUGGGAUGCGUCGUGGGCGCAGUAACAUAUAUUGGAGAGCUCCGCGGUGGAGCGAAAUAGUUAAUAGAAUAUGUCAAUAUGGCAAG
Messenger RNA from Aspergillus melleus, 5427 nucleotides. RefSeq lists its product as uncharacterized. The coding region runs from base 2873 to 5155 and encodes 760 amino acids. The record is from RefSeq and is a predicted model, not a curated record. Lineage: Eukaryota; Fungi; Ascomycota; Eurotiomycetes; Eurotiales; Aspergillaceae. Gene Ontology annotation, molecular function: small GTPase binding; guanyl-nucleotide exchange factor activity; ubiquitin binding. The transcript has 4 exons. Gene Ontology annotation, biological process: vesicle-mediated transport. Gene Ontology annotation, cellular component: endocytic vesicle; cytosol.